GCCACGCCUUCCGCCACCACACUUGUAUAUAACACCGCCGAGGAGGGCUUGUCACAGUACUUCCAAAUCUCCCGCACUGAACACCAUGAGCAAGUCUGUGUUUCUCGUGCUGUCGAUGCUGAUGCUGCUGGCCGCCGCCAUGCCGGCCCCUAACCCUGGGCCUGAGCCUGAGCCUGGCUUCGGUUGGUCUGGCGGCCAUGGUGGCUAUGGUGGCUUCAGAGGUGCCUUUGGUGGUUUCAGUGGUAGUAAUGUCGGCUAUGGCGGCUUUGGUGGAUAUGGCAGUUAUGGUAGUUAUGGUGGACACAGAGGUCACAGUGGUUAUGGCUACCGUGGUUAACUCCAUCUCCCUUCCAAACAGCAGGAAAUUGAUUCAUUAACUUCAAGAUCUAAUGUUCAUUGCUAAAAGUUGUUUUUUCGAAAUAAAUGUGAAAUAUUUCUGACA
Molecule: messenger RNA, 442 nt
Organism: Scylla paramamosain (green mud crab)
Lineage: Eukaryota; Metazoa; Arthropoda; Malacostraca; Decapoda; Portunidae
Product: keratin-associated protein 19-2-like
Exons: 3
Coding region: 86-337 (83 amino acids)
Source: RefSeq, a predicted model, not a curated record